AUGCUUUCCAGAAGACGCCUGUCUAUACCAUUCGUAAUACGAAGCUGGAGCAGCUCAUUUCCUCCUGUUUCUAGCCACAUUCAUGAGGAUUUGAAACCCAUUAACGGGCAAGCAAUUGGUGCUCCAUCAACUAGCGAUGUAUCAGGUAAAACGAACAGUUUGCAAGGCUUAUUACUGAAACGAGCCACGAAUGAAACAUUUAAAGUGCAGCCAAAUCCUUACAAUAAGCACAUCGAUCCUAAAACCCCCGCAAGCCGAUUUUCGGCUCCUAUUCAAGCACAAGAAUAUGUGAAAGUUUUGAUGGAAUUAACAUUGCAAUCGAGACUGGACCCUGAUUUCAACAAAAUAAUAUUCACAGCAAAUGUGUUGACGCCAACGGAACUUUCAACCCUCGUUCAAGGUCUGUUGAUUUCAAGCCGUCUCGUUGAAAAACUGAUACACGUUGCUCCAGGGACCCGCGGAACUGAAGUCAUUUUCAACCUCUACCUCAUUUACAUUCAAACGGUGGGCGAUAGACGCUUAACACCGCUUCAAUUGAACGAUUUGAACCGGUUUGUGACUUUUUUCAUCGAAACAUCGCAACUGCGAAAAGCUCAGACCGUUCUCGAUUUCAUUUUGGCUUCUUACGACAAUCAAAUUCCUUCGGACGUUACCACAACCAUUCAUUACUUACAACUACGUUGCGGUGCUUUACCUGAAAAUUGGCCCGCGCAGCCAAAAGCUGGUAUGAUGCAUAAUUAUUCUUCGCGCUCAAAGUACAAGGCAUUUGACAGGAAAUUCGUCCCUGCGCUCAUUGGGCUACUCAACAGUCCAACGGGUGAAUGGUCAUUGAGAAUUAAUGAUUCUUUGGAAGCAGCUAUUGUAUAUUCAUUGGGAUUUAUGGGACAACUGCCUGUGCUUGAGAAGUACAUUAAUCAGCGGUGGGGUAUUUCAUUAAACAGCCCAAGGGAACCCAAAAUAGUUGAAACCCUUUCCACACCAUCUUCUGAGAUCCUUGUUUCAAUCUUGACAAGUUUUGGUCGAAACGGUCGAAUUGUUCCAGCUCUUGAACUAAUGGAUCUGUUCAUUGAAAAAUAUCCAGAGUUGAACCUCGACACACCAUUCUGGGAGCGCUUGUUUCAUCUAUGUACAAGUAUGUGGGAUGCUAAAAUAGAUCCUAUGGGUCAGUUAUCAAAUGGAUCGUGGGAAGUCAUGAAAGAAUGGCAUUACAAGCGCGGAACAAAAGUACGAGCAGAUUAUACAGUACUCAAGGACAGGCUUACAGUCCUACGAGCUACAAAUAAUUACAGAGGAGCCGCGGACGUCAUUACGCAAUGCUUUUCACAGCUCCACCAAGAGGAUUUGCAGUCUACCGAGAUGAUGGCAAUUGUACAAAAGUAUUUUAAGCUGGUACUGAAAAACCAAGCGGCAUCUGGAUGCUACCAUCAGUCGCUGCGACUUAUAAAAAAUGCAUCACCAAGCCAGGAACUGGCAAAAAGUUUCAGGGAGUAUUUCAAUUUGCACAGGCAGAAAUACGUUCAGAGGACGCAAAAGCGCAGCGAGGCUGCUCAACAAAAAAGUAAAGCAUUCGAUGAGGACGAGGAGGAAGAUAUGCUUCUCGGGAGGCUGUGGUAA
This is a messenger RNA of Lachancea lanzarotensis, 1614 nucleotides long. It is a transcript of the gene AEP2, whose product is annotated as LALA0S03e00320g1_1. The transcript has a single exon. Lineage: Eukaryota; Fungi; Ascomycota; Saccharomycetes; Saccharomycetales; Saccharomycetaceae. The record is from RefSeq and is a predicted model, not a curated record. Bases 1 to 1614 code for a protein of 537 amino acids.